Annulohypoxylon maeteangense is the source of this 1809-nucleotide messenger RNA. RefSeq lists its product as uncharacterized. Lineage: Eukaryota; Fungi; Ascomycota; Sordariomycetes; Xylariales; Hypoxylaceae. The record is from RefSeq and is a predicted model, not a curated record. Bases 1 to 1809 code for a protein of 602 amino acids. The transcript has 2 exons.
AUGGAGGAACAUGUUGAGGCUCGUUCGUUAGCCUCUCUCAACUAUCUAGCAGCCAAUCCGCCCCAGUAUCCGAAAAAGCCAAAUGAGGAAAAACAAGACCCGAUCAUUCUGUACAUCUCAAGAGUACCCGGCACAAGGGAUAUUAUCCUUUCAACUUUGAAGCCCCAGGUCAAAAGUGUGACGGCUGAGGAUGUAGCUAGCUCGCUGUAUUAUGUUCAUUUAAACGUACCUGAGGAUGAUGUCCUUAUACCUCCUGGCCAGACUAAGCCUCCGUCUCCUAGAACGAGCGGAGAGAGUUCAAGGUCAGGGAAUCAGAUUCAUAGGAAACCAGUACCGGGAACCUCAAGUCUUGCCUCCUCGAGGAUAGAUGAAAAUGCGCCACCGCCAUCCAUCAACGAGAACCCGGGUAACACCGGCCAAGCCCCGCUCCCACUGCGGAAGCCCGUUCCUCAACCUGCACCAGCUCCUUUAUCUGAACGACCGCCAGCCUCUCAAUUCGUAUCUCCGCCAAAUCUUCCUCCAAGGAAACUUGUAGGACCUAGGUCAAUUGGUUCGGAAUCACCCGAGAGAAAUCUACCACUGCCACCAAUUUAUGAUCAGCCACCCGAAUACCCCAUGAGACCAAGCAUGGAUGUACCUUCAUUACCACCACGACCUAGCGAGCUUGAAGAUCCGUUUACCGGCUACGGCCGAUCGCCCUCACCUAAAUCACCUACCAAACGCCCUUUCACACCCUUCUCACUGACUCUCAUAAGACGAGAUCCAAGCUCGGGCCAGCAAUGGAACGUCGGAAAAGUAGCAUCAUUCCAACUCGAGAACCCCGAACUCAUCAACGAUGAAAAACACCGUCAACCCUCUCCUUCAAUCAUGAUACACCUAGAAACCUCCGGCUACGCCAAGUUUCGGGGCAUGCCUACUCACCAGACACCAGCGGACUUGCGGGAAAUAAGAGCGAGUCUAGAUCUGCGCCGUCCCGGUAGCGCAUCCUCCUCCGCGAAGUUCCCCCAAAUACCCGAUCUCAACCCCCCGGUCCCGGUUACUGCCUCCAACGCUUUUGAGCGACAGGUCGUAAUGGCGUAUUCUAAGUCCUUCGGCGCAGCCAUCCGCGAGAAAUUCCACCAUAGAAGCACGUCGGAAGAAGAGCGCUCGCCCCCACCCAUUUUCACAACCAGACCGAGCCGCCAUGGCAGCGUGGGCUCGAUAGGGUCGUAUGGCGGGGACUUCGACGGCGGCGAAGCUCCCGUGAUCACGCAGCCCGCGCCGGGCCUGAAGCCGCGCGGAUACAUGUUCAAGAGCCCGUGGGGCGGGCGAUGCGAGUUCGUCACUGGAAACGCCGGGCGUAGUCUUAAGUGCAGACACGUGCUACCGAAUUACACCGGCGCGGUGUUCAACCCGCUUGUAGAUGGACAAGAGGCCGGGCAUCACGGACAUAAGCCGAAGGGGCAGCCGAUUAGCGAGUUGAGGUUCAAUCUUCCUAGCAGCGAAUUAUUUACUGAGAAGAGGUCUACGGAGGGGGGAGCUAGGACAAGGGAUCAACUGCAGACACAAUUCAACAAGGUGUUGCAGAAGGCGCACGGACACGACUACUACGACGAUGACGACGACGACUGGCACCUCGAUCUCAGUCUAGGCCGCGAGAAGGCGGGGGGCGGGAAUAGGGGCAAGAGGGCGAAGAUGGGGAAGCUGAUCGUGUUUGACGAUGGCCUGAAGAUGCUGGACCUGGUUGUCGCGGCGAAUGUGGGGGUCUGGUGGACCGCGUGGGAACGCACGUAUGAUGUCGACCGCGAUUUGGUCAGUGAGAUCAGGUAA